UAAAGCUGGAAAUACAUAAUAAUAAAUCAAGAUAUGGAAAAGACUGCCUUAGCUAUUCUUCUAAUCGGUGUUGCUCUCCUUUCAUACUCUCCUGUCACUGAGUAUUUCCUUGAAGAGAAGACUGCCUGCUCUUGCGACAGCAUUGAAGACAUGAUAGCAUGGGCUGAGGGUAAGAGAAAAUGUGUGUACAAAGACUCCCUUGGCAUUCCUACAAUUGGUAUUGGAUUCAAUUUAAAAAGAGGUGAUGCUAGAAAGCUCAUUACAAAUGUCGGUGCUAACUUCGACAAAGUUCUUGCUGGUUCCCAGUGUCUCACAGACAGCCAGAUCUCGAAGCUCUUUAAGAAUGAUCAGAAAUGGGCUGAAUCUGGUGCUAAAGAUUGCAUCGGAAGCGAGAGUUUACUUGGAAAAUGUAUCUACAGAGUAGUAGUUGACAUGACUUUUAACAUGGGUCAAAACUCACUCUGCUCUUGGAAGAAUUUCAAGAGCCAGCUCAGGUCUGGAAACCAUGCUGCAGCUGCCAAAAACAUGGCUUCAACAAAAUGGUGUGGACAAGUCGGUAGAAGAUGCACAAGGAAUACCAAUAUUGUCAAAUCAUGCUAAUGUCUUCAUAUAAAUAAACCCAUUCCCAAC
Messenger RNA from Moneuplotes crassus, 630 nucleotides. NCBI's taxonomy places the organism in Eukaryota, Ciliophora, Spirotrichea, Euplotida, Euplotidae. The record is from the annotation of a GenBank genome assembly.